AUGGCCCUGGACAGAACCCUCCUGCUCUUCCCCCUACUGGCAAUGGUAGUGGUGGGACUGGUCUCAUCAGAGUCUGCAGCAGAGAAGUUUCGGCGGCAGCACGUGGACACAAACGGCUUAGACUUCGAUGACAAUACUUACUGUAACCAGAUGAUGAAAAGCAGGGGCAUGACCAAAGGGAGUUGCAAGGUAUUCAAUACCUUCAUAAUGGAGUCCAUCUUGAAGAUCCAGGCUAUAUGCUGGAAUAAAAAGCUCCCAUGCAAGCACAAAUUCUUUAACUGCCACAUGAGCGGUGAACCUCUGAAAGUCACUGAAUGCCAAGUAAAGGGUAACUCCAAGGACUCCCCAUGCAAGUAUAAGACUAGAAAUGACAAGAAAUGUGUCAUUGUGGCCUGCCAUGGGUGGCCCCCUCUGCCUGUGCAUCUCGAUUCUUCAAAAGGUGAUAGUUGCCAGGGACAACCCUCCAUCUAA
Messenger RNA from Gracilinanus agilis (Agile Gracile Mouse Opossum), 471 nucleotides. Its product is annotated as ribonuclease pancreatic-like. Bases 1 to 471 code for a protein of 156 amino acids. The transcript has a single exon. The record is from RefSeq and is a predicted model, not a curated record. NCBI's taxonomy places the organism in Eukaryota, Metazoa, Chordata, Mammalia, Didelphimorphia, Didelphidae. Gene Ontology annotation, molecular function: RNA nuclease activity; nucleic acid binding.